AUGGUAAACUCUCAAAAGGACUACAUCAGUGUCACCGUUCUUUUCGUCGUAAAUCUACUCAAUUAUGUGGACAGAUAUACCGUAGCUGGUGAGUUUUCGAACCCUAUUUUCAGUGUUUUUACUCUGGAAGUGCGUUUCAGGAGUGUUAACUCAAGUACAGACCUACUACAACAUCUCGGACAGUUUGGGUGGACUUAUCCAGACUGUCUUCCUCAUCUCUUUCAUGGUCUUCUCCCCGGUCUGUGGCUACCUUGGCGAUAGAUUCAACCGAAAAUGGAUCAUGAUAAUCGGAGUGGGAAUCUGGCUCGGAGCAGUUCUCGGAUCCAGUUUUGUCCCCGCCGACGUAAGUAAACUAUGACAAGGGCUCAAUGACUCAUCGUCCAAUUCAGCACUUCUGGCUCUUCCUCGUGCUCCGCAGUUUUGUUGGCAUCGGAGAAGCCUCCUACUCAAACGUGGCGCCUUCACUGAUCUCUGACAUGUUCAACGGACAAAAGAGGAGUACUGUCUUCAUGAUAUUCUACUUCGCGAUCCCAGUCGGAAGUGGCCUCGGGUUCAUCGUCGGUUCGAACGUCGCCACUCUCACCGGGCACUGGCAGUGGGGAAUCCGCGUGUCGGCCAUCGCCGGCUUCAUUGUGACAAUCGCAUUGAUCCUGUUCACCUAUGAACCUGAAAGAGGAGCAGCCGACAAGGCACUCGGGGACUCGAAGGCAGUCCUCACGACCAACACCACGUACCUCGAAGACCUCAUGAUCCUUCUGAAAACCCCGACUCUCGUCGCCUGUACCUGGGGAUACACCGCCCUUGUGUUCGUCUCUGGAACUCUUUCCUGGUGGGAGCCGACUGUCAUUCAACACUUGACUGCGUGGCAUCAAGGACUCAACGACACAAAGGAGCUGGCGAGCACGGACAAAGACAGAGUCGCCCUCUACUUCGGAGCUCUCACCACCGCCGGAGGUCUGAUCGGAGUCGUCGCGGGAUCAAUGCUCUCAAAAUGGCUCACAGCCGGUUGGGGACCAUUCAAGAAAUUCCAAACUGAGAGAGCGCAGCCACUCGUCUCCGGAGCAGGUGCUCUGUUGGCUGCUCCCCUUCUGCUCAUCGGAAUGAUCUUCGGAGACAAGAGUCUCGUUCUUCUGUACAUUAUGAUCUUCUUCGGUCUCACUUUCCUUUGCUUCAACUGGGGACUCAACAUUGACAUGUUAACUGUGAGUGCCUUUCCCACCUGUCCCUUCAUCUCAUUUCCGUUCAGACCGUCAUUCAUCCCAACCGUCGAAGCACUGCCUUUUCCUAUUUUGUUCUGGUCUCUCAUUUGUUCGGAGAUGCUUCUGGACCCUAUCUGAUCGGUCUGAUCUCUGACCUCAUCCGCCACGGAUCCACUCUUCCCAAGGAUCAAUAUCAUUCCCUGGUGACCGCCACCUACUGCUGCGUCGCCCUUCUUCUCAUUUCCGCCGGUCUCUACUUCGUUUCCUCACUCACUUUGGUCAAUGACAGGCGAAAAUUCCGGAUGGAAAUGGGUCAGUUGCUUCCGAAUUCCGAUCAUUUCUUAUUCAUUACUUUCAGGUCUCGAUGAUAUGCAAUCCAAGCCCAUCCGUACCUCAACGGACAGUUUGGAGAGGAUCGGACAAAACGACGAAGUGGCCUCUUCCAGAUUGUGA
Messenger RNA from Caenorhabditis sp. 36 PRJEB53466, 1652 nucleotides. Lineage: Eukaryota; Metazoa; Nematoda; Chromadorea; Rhabditida; Rhabditidae. The record is from the annotation of a GenBank genome assembly.